CCUUGUUUUUCAUCCAAUCGCUGGGCAAGGAAGCUAGCCAACAAGGACGGACAUAAGCACAAUAUUUACUUGGUCAUUCGGGUGGUUUGAUAUUUCGCUAGGAAGCCAAGAUGGGCUUCGAAACUUGUGGUCCGAAUGAAGUAAUGGUUGUAUCAGGAUGCUGCCAUGGUCAGUCUGUGUUUAUACCAGGAGGCCGUUGUUUCGUCUGGCCUGGCAUCCAGAGAUUACAAAGGCUUUCACUCAAUACCAUGACCUUGGUCAUAGAAAGUCCACAGGUGUACACAAAGUUAGGUGUGGCUAUUGCAAUCACAGGUAUUGCCCAGGUAAAAGUUCAAGGUUCAAACCAGGAAAUGCUUCAGUCAGCAUGUGAGCUCUUCCUUGGGAAGUCAGUAAGAGAGAUUUGUACUGUUGCCCAGGAAACGCUGGAAGGUCAUCAGAGGGCCAUUAUGGGCAACAUGACAGUUGAGGAAAUCUACAGAGACCGGAAGAAGUUUUCGAAAGCUGUCUUUGAGGUUGCAUCGUCUGACCUGGUUAACAUGGGUAUCUGUGUUGUCAGUUACACACUGAAGGACAUCCGGGAUGAGGAGGGUUAUUUAAAGGCUUUAGGCAUGAAACGAACAGCUGAGGUGAAACGAGAUGCCCGGAUUGGUGAGGCUGAGGCUCAGAGAGAUUCUGGAAUCAAGGAAGCCUAUGCUGAGCAGAAGCGGAUGGAGUCUCGGUAUGCCAACGAUAUUGAGAUCGCCAAGUCUCAAAGAGAUUUCCAGCUUAAGAAAGCUUAUUACGACCUGGAAGUCCAAACCAAGAAGGCUCAGGCUGAUUUGGCAUAUAGUCUUCAGGCCGCCAAGACGAAGCAGCGUAUCCGUGAAGAACAGAUGCAGGUGACGGUGGUUGAGCGCGCCCAGCAGAUCAUGGUACAGGACCAGGAAAUCACCCGCCGAGAACGAGAACUCGAAGCCCAAGUGCGCAAACCAGCAGAGGCUGAGAAAUACCGAAUGGAGAAAAUUGCCGAGGCAAACAGAAUGCGUAUUGUUAUGGAAGCAGAAGCUGAAGCAGAAUCAGUCCGCAUGAAGGGUGAAGCUGAGGCUUUUGCUAUUGAAGCUAAAGCCCGAGCAGAAGCUGAACAGAUGGCGAAGAAAGCUGAUGCUUGGAAGGAUUACCAGGAUGCUGCCAUGGUUGACAUGGUACUUGAGACUCUACCAAAGGUUGCAGCAGAAAUUUCUGCUCCUUUGACAAAAUGCAGGAAAGUUACAAUGGUAUCCAGUGGUAAGGGUGAUGUGGGUGCGCUUAAACUGACCAACGAGGUGAUGAAUAUUAUGGAGAAACUGCCUAUGGUUGUUGAAAAUCUUACUGGAAUCAACAUUUCCAGAUCCAUGAAAUUGACCCACAGGAAGGCAUAAGACAACCAGACCAGCACCAACUUCAUCCAUUUGCAAAGAACUUUGUCAUAAUCACCAUCUUUGAAUAUUUGCCUUUUAGACGGUCUUGACAUUUCUGACAUUUUGUUUGUUGUAGUUCUCACUGUUACUCUCUUAUCUUUGAUGUUAGCAAUGUGUAGUACAUCAUAAUUGUAAAUAUCAAUGUUUUUUAACAUAAUUUGAUCUUUUUAUAAUGAUUGUCAUCUAAUCACUGUUUGGCCAGUUAUUGGUCUGCUCAUUGAUAUAUUUACAGAAAUAUUCAUGAUGGUGUAUGUAACAAAUAUUAAAUGAUUUAGUUAUAAUAUUCCAAAUGAAUUUUCAUUUGUCACAGACUUUAGCAAUGACAAAUUAAAAUGAUUAUGACUUUCAGUUUUAUAAUCUUAAAAGGCUUAUUCAUUCAGUUUUAAUGUUUGAUACUUUCAAUAAAGAAGUCAGCAAAGAUAUGCAUGCUUUACAAAUGAUAUUUUAACAGUUCCACUGCAGCAUUUUAGCACUGAAAAUAAAACUGAAAAAAAAGAGAAACUCUUUGACAUCAUGCUUUUUCGUAGAUCAUGGUGUAGUGUUGUCACAAUUCGUACCGACAAGAUUAAGAGUUAACUAACCAUUGUAACCACCUAAUCCAGUGACAGAACACCUGUGGGUAAAAAAUGCACUUGUAUUAUUGUUUAUAACCAUGUAUAUUAUGUUUGUAUAUUCUUGUCAUUAUGUUACUUCAUUUAUUCAGUUGUAAAUCCAUCAUAUGAAUUGUUUGUGUAUACUGUAUAUGUUGUGUUUUUAUUCCUUGUGUGGGAGUGUGGAGAACAGGUGUUGGCACACCUUUCAUUCCUCUCGUAAAACAGGCAUGCAGGAAGGAUAUUUGAAUAAAGUAUGGAAGAUCUAGGUUUUAUGAAAGAAAAAAGAAAGGAAAAUAAUUAAUACAAAGCGUAUUUGCAAAUUGUGUGAAAACAGCAGUUUUGAACUUUUGGUGGUUUAAAAUACAAUUUCUUUGCAUUUAAUCCACAAAAUUAACCUUCUUUGUAGAAGUAGGCCUAUGUUUGGUGUACCGAGUACUCCACCCCCAUAACAUGUACACAUUGGAGAUUCCUUUAGCCAUGUUAAAAGUUAAUGUUAUCUUGAUGACAGUUCUAAUUAAUUAAACAUUAUUGCAGUAUUAACAGCUCAAUAUGUAGUGUACUUGCUCAGUUGUAUCAUAUAUUGUCGAGUAUUGUUUAACAAAAAGGCAUGUUCGGUUGUGAAAAGAUACGCCUACAGGAGAGGCAAGGGGUAUAAAACAAGUUUGUUUACAUUGUUGAAUGGCAGACCCUAAUUGAUUUUAGGUACAACUUUUUCUGGCAUAUUUUCCAUUUUUAUACUGUGGGUAUUGAGAGUUUUAAUAAUCCUGUUGAGGGGGAAUAAGUUUGAACAUUUGAUAUGAAAAAAGAAUGUCAUGCCAGUAAUUGCAGUAGAAUCCUGCACUAAAGGAAAAUGGUAAGACUGACUGACAGCCGAACACAUUAAUUAAUAAACAGAGCCAUAAUCACAGUUGCCACAUGCUGGACACCUGUUGGUGUGAUGCAUUUUGGUCAUCGACUCAGCUGUCCCCCUUUACUUUUCAAGACAAUAAUUUGUAAAGUAACUUUUAACAAAGUAUUUAACUUGGUCCAGAAAAACUUGAAAACAGUGGAGGUCUCAUUAUUUUGGGGGGUUGGGGGUGGGGGAAGACUCCUGAAGUUUUAUAUUACAGACUAAAUUAUAGCUUCCAUAUUAAAUAUUUAAAAACAAAUUAAUUGAGAUCUUUCACGUCAUAUUUCAAAUCAAUAAUAUACAAACUUACUGUCGUCAACAUCUAGAUUCAUCCCAGACACCAUGAUUACAUACUUUAAUACUAGUCAGUAGACGUUUUUUUAUUACAGUUUUAAAGAAACUCAAAUUUAAUUAUUUACAAUGAUUUGUGCUUUGGCACAAUUGUUUUUCCACACUUGUUAGUUUUUUCAUAGUGUUAUGUAUGUUACACUUGCUCUUUACUUUGUUAAUAUUCUUCACUUUUUUUUUAAUCAGGAAUGGCUUUGUUUGUGAUUGUUUUCACACAGGCAGCACACAUUGAUUUAUUUGAAUUCACAGAACAGCCAAAUGAAUUAAUACAAAGUAAUGAUUAAAGGCACUGACCCUAGUGUCAAACUAUUUAGACUGAUGUAGCCUACCUCUGAAAGUCUGCUUUGUUCAUUUAAGGAAUACAAGGAAAAUUCUUUUUAACAAAAAUUGCUGUAAGUCACCAAUGAUCUGCAUACAUUUGAGGGCUUUAAAAAAAAUAUUGAUUAAAAAAAACCCCACGUCACUCGGUUAUAAUUGUAGAAUUUUAACACCUUUUUUCAUUUGAGAAGAAACGAGAUGAUCAGGUUAAUACCGUCUGUGACUUGGGCUUUAUUGUCUCUGCAAUGAAUUAUUAAUAGCAUACUGGAAUAGUACGUUAAUUGUUCAGUGAGACGAGAUUUAGAUGAGCUUUAAAGAUUGGAACAUGGCGACUAAGGCCUGAGCUUGGAUGCUGAAUGAAAUGGACAUUGUGACAUGCGAGAUUUAUUCAUUUACACUCAAUGCAAAAUAUGACCGAGAGAAAUUUUAAAAACCCAUCUUUAUGAAACAGAAAUUAAAAAAACAAAAAAACAACUAAAAUCAUCUUUAACCACAUUUUAGCUAUACCAUGUAUAGUACAAGUGAAAUGGAAUUCAAGUGGUAGAUUGUCUAGAAUCAUGAUCAUGUUCGAUUUUACAUUUGUAUUUCUGGCAUAUUUAACUAAAAGUUCAAUACAUGUAUAUGUGUACCAUGUAAAUUCGUAUAUCUGUCUAGGCAUCUUAAUGUGUAAUUUUGUAUUACAGUGAUAUUAUUUCAAACUUUGUACCAUUUUUGUAUCCUUUCCUUUUACAGAAAUAAAAAUCUGUUGUGAAUCAA
Molecule: messenger RNA, 4340 nt
Organism: Gigantopelta aegis
Lineage: Eukaryota; Metazoa; Mollusca; Gastropoda; Neomphalida; Peltospiridae
Product: flotillin-1-like
Exons: 12
Coding region: 111-1397 (428 amino acids)
Biological process (GO): positive regulation of cell junction assembly; protein localization to plasma membrane; positive regulation of endocytosis
Cellular component (GO): plasma membrane
Source: RefSeq, a predicted model, not a curated record